Molecule: messenger RNA, 1079 nt
Organism: Vigna angularis (adzuki bean)
Lineage: Eukaryota; Viridiplantae; Streptophyta; Magnoliopsida; Fabales; Fabaceae
Product: bark storage protein A
Exons: 5
Coding region: 42-995 (317 amino acids)
Biological process (GO): nucleoside metabolic process
Molecular function (GO): catalytic activity
Source: RefSeq, a predicted model, not a curated record
UGAAGUUACUAGGUUCAUCUGUGUUGUUACUGUGCAGUAUCAUGAUGGCAAAUGGUACAAUUUCUGAGCUUUCAUGGAGACAAAUCAGCAUUAUCAAUGGUGAAGGACCAUACAUUGGUAUAGUGGUGCCAAAUUCCUUUGAGUUGGAUCCUCUUCUUCGUUCAUCAAGCUUUCAACCUCAUCACAACUUUCCUUACUUCAAUUAUGCAGGAAAACAUUUUCGUAUUGGUGUAUUGGAAAAUAAGAGGGUUGUAGUUGUUAUGUGUGGAUUGGGAAUGCUAAAUGCAGGUGUUUCAACCCUGUUGUUGCUUACUUUAUUUGAUGUGAAAGGAGUUCUUCAUUAUGGAAUUGCAGGAAAUGCUAAUCCUAAACUCCAGAUUGGAGAUGUCACUAUUCCACAAUAUUGGGCACACACAGGACUUUGGCAUUGGCAGAGGUUAGGAGAAGAAAAUGGAGAUUUCAACACAAAAUUUGGUUAUCUUGAGUUUUCCGAUUACAGUAACAGCACAAAAGAUUUCAACACUGAUACAAAUCUUUUGAACAAAGUGUGGUAUCAACCAGAAGAACUUUUCCCUGUGAAUGGAAUUCCAGAAGCUAGACACCACAUUUUCUGGACUACAGUUGACAAGACUUACUUUAAAAUUGCAGGAAAACUGAAGAAUGUUAAAUUGGAGAGUUGUGUCAACACAACAUGUUUGCCAAGGAAGCCUAUUGUGACAAGAGUGAAGAAAGGAGUAGCAGCCAAUGUGUUUGUUGAUAACAAAGCUUACAGAGAAUUUUUGUACUCCAGAUUUGAUGCAACUACUAUUGAUAUGGAAAGUGCUGCUGUUGCAUUAGUCUGCCUCCAACAAAAGAAACCCUUCGUUGCCAUUAGAGCUUUAUCUGAUUUAGCUGGUGGAGGUUCUGCAUUGUCCAAUGAAAUAAACGUUUUUGCCUCCUUAGCAUCGCAGAAUUCAUUUGAAGUUCUUGUCAAGUUCAUAUCCCUGUUAAAUUAGUAGCCUAAUAUCUUUCUUAAAAAGUUAAAUUAGUGGUCUAAUGUCUUUCAAAUAAUGUGUUACCAAUUCAUAGAUGUUGUUUAC